AUGGCAUCUCCCUCUAGACAGGACCCCCUCGGGGGGUCAGGGCUGCUUCAAGGGAGCCGGGCUCGUUCGUACGGAAGCCUGGUGCAGUCUACCUGCUCCCCGGUGAGGGAGAGGCGCCUGGAGCAUCAGCUGGCGCCCGGAGACACCCUGGCUGGACUAGCACUCAAAUACGGGGUGACGAUGGAACAGAUUAAACGUGCAAACCGCCUUUAUACUAAUGACUCCAUCUUCCUGAAGAAAACCCUCUACAUCCCCAUCCUGACAGAGCCCAGAGACCUGUUCAAUGGUUUGGAUUCUGAGGAAGAGAAAGAUGGAGAGGAAGAGAUGCAGCCAAGUAAGGCUGAAGUUCGGCCACACUCAGCUGAGAGGAAGAAACAGGAAGCAGGUUCAGGACGGGCCAAUGGCGAAGUCCUUUCCACACCUGGCCAAGAACCCCCCAUGCCCACCCAUGACCUCUCUGCCUCUGACUUCCUGAAGAAGCUCGACUCACAGAUCAGCCUGUCAAAGAAGGCUGCUGCCCAGAAGCUGAGAAAAGGGGAAAGUGGGGUACCUGGGGAGGAGUCAGGCCAUCACCGCAGCUCCCCUCGGAUGCAGCAACGAGCAGUCCUAGGUCCCGUGCCACUGACCCGGACCUCUCGAAUCCAGACUCUUCGGGACCAGGAGGAUGAAAUCUUCAAACUCUGA
Molecule: messenger RNA, 684 nt
Organism: Pipistrellus nathusii (Nathusius's pipistrelle)
Lineage: Eukaryota; Metazoa; Chordata; Mammalia; Chiroptera; Vespertilionidae
Source: the annotation of a GenBank genome assembly